GUUUACACUCAAUUUGAUGGUUAUUUCGGACCGUCAACGUAUGAUUGCGUGUAUUUUUUCAAGGGUAGAAGCAAAAGCAAAGAAGAGAAAAAUAAUCGCAAUAUUAAAAAAUUCAAGUACACAUCUAAAUCUCGAUGAACGCAAGGAAUGUCGUAAGAUAAAGUGAGUCAGACGCAGGAUUAACAUUUAACAACUCUCUCUGAAGUUAAAUUACUUAAAAACGCAGAGUAUAUGCUUCUUAAAUUGCAAGUGCCUAUCGCGUGAAACUUCAGUCGAGGAUCUAAAUUUGCAAAACUGAGAUAAGACUUUUGCACGAGUGUAAUAUCUGUUGCGGACGUAAGCUGACGCAAAAAUGUAAUUGUAGGUCAUACUCUUCACAUCGAAUAUGACGAAUCCACGAAAUCUCACUGGUGAACAAAUGGGUGCUUACUUCGGUUACGCCGUGGCUGCUGGCGAUAUAGACGGAGACGGGUUGGAUGACCUGAUAGUCGGUGCACCCAUGUACACUGUUCCAGAUAACCCGGAAAUGACCAUCGAAACCGGAAGAAUCUAUGUUAUCUAUCAGGGCGAUGGUGCGGAGAAGUUUCGCAAAUUCGACACGAGAGACGGCGAGAGCAACCGCGGACGUUUCGGCUUGUCGCUGGCCUCACUGGGGGACAUCGACCGUGACGGUUACGGUGACUUCGCCGUCGGCGCGCCCUACGGUGGUCCAAACGGUCGCGGUGCCGUCUACAUCUACCACGGCUCACGGACCGGGGUACUGGACAAGUAUUCCCAGGUGAUCCACGCGGAGGAUCUGGACAACCCCGUGCAGACCUUCGGAUUCUCCGUGGCCGGUGGCCUUGACCUCGAUGGCAAUGUUUAUCCAGAUCUAGUAGUCGGUGCAUACGAGUCGGGGGCAGCGAUGUUUUUCAGAUCACGACCGGUGAUCAAGAUGGACUCCUACGUGACCUUCGACUCGGAAUCCAAGUUGAUCUCCUUGGACAACAGGAACUGCACGCUCUCGGACAACACCAGAGUCACGUGUUUUCCGCUCAGGGCUUGCUUCAGAUUCACAGGAGAGGGUGUUCUCAUGAGGCACAAUUUCAAUAUACAGUAUGUACUCGACGUGAAGAAGACGAAGAAUCCGAGAUUGUUCUUCCUGGAGUUGGAGGGCAGGAACACGAUGAAUCACACGAUCACGGUCGAACGCGAUCGCCAGUUCUGUCGUACAGUUCAGGUGUACGUGACUCCUAACAUUCGCGACAAGCUAACGUCGUUGGACGCCGAGAUGCGCAUGAGUCUGGAGGAGGAACGGAUUCCGGAUAAUCGCCGUCGUGAUCCUAGAAUGCCACUAAGACCAGUCCUCGGCGCGACGACCUCCAGGAAGGAUACUCUCUCUAUCAGAAAGAACUGCGGCCCCGACAACAUCUGUAUACCCGACUUACAGCUCAGCGUGAGGUCCAACGUUGGCAGAUACUUGCUGGGAUCUGGCAAAAGGUUGGAACUCGAAGUCCUGGUUCAAAAUGCGGGCGAGGACGCGUUCGAGGCAACGUACAAUCUGCAGCUGCCGGCCGGCAUCGAUUACAUCAAGAUCGAACGCGUCGAGACUAUGGAGAUUCCCGUUCACUGCUCCGCGCCCAAGCAGUCGAACAACAACACUCUACGCUGUGAUAUCGGAAAUCCACUGCCACAGAGGAAGCUGGUCAAGUUCAAAGUGCUACUUCAGCCCGUGACGUCGCACGGGAUGAAGCCCAUCUACGAGUUCGAUAUGCACGUCAACACUACGAAUCCCGAAGAUUCCAACACUGCCUACGAUAAUAGAGAGCACUUGUCACUGCCGAUUUGGAUAGAGACGGAUUUGCGCGUCGACGGUGAGAGCAAGCCCAAGGAUCUCUAUUAUAAUCCCGACAAUUACACUGCCGCGAAUAUUACAACGGAGCUGGAAUUGGGACCAGCGGUGACGCACAAUUAUACGAUUCGCAAUCAGGGCCCAUCGGAUAUCGUCGAGGCGGAGGCUUUCCUUGUAUGGCCCGCUCAAACUUUAUCCGGCAAGAUACUCAUGUAUUUACUGGAACAACCGGAGACCGCGGGACCGAUCGCUUGCGAAUCUGCCAAUGCGAAUUAUCUCAGUUUGAAGCUCGAUCAGCGCAGAAGAGUGCACCUUAAUUACCCUGAUUACUCCGGCGUAAUCCUGGACGAGUCGCAAUCAGGCAGGACGAUUAAUGUUCAAAGAGGCUUCGAGAUAGACCGUAACAAAGUAAAUCAGAAGGAAGAGGCCGAGAUUAGUAGUGGCGACAGCUCCAAUAUCCAGAAAUCACGACACUCCUCGUCGUCGUCCUCCUCCUCGUCCUCCUCGUCUUCUUCUAGUACCGCCGAAACUAGGAGGAUUCAGCUCAACCCCACGGGAGAGAAACCUGAAGUGCUCACCACGACGUACACGCACAACUCUUCCGGAACUAGUUCGAGCGGUAGCGGUGGUUCGUCCAGCAAUCGCGGCGGUGUUGUUUUUCACACAGAAUCAAGUGGCAGUUAUGGUUCCACGACGUUAGGCGGAGGAUUUCGUGGAUCUGAGGAGGGAUCCUUUGGCUCAAGGUUGCCCGAUCUCGAACAGUCCUAUGGAACUCGUACGAAUCAAUCCGUUAGGGUGGAAAAUCGUUGGGAGGAGAGCAGUGAAGCACGAGGGCAUACAGUUUUACCUCCGGGAAGGUACGACUCAGUUAUGACUGACAGCGACAGGCAGUAUCAGGAGUUGCUGAGGCUGGAGGAGGAGGCUCGUCUGCGGCAAGAAGAGGAGACCCGACAGAGGAAGCUGCAGGAGGAGCGCAAGCAGGAGGAACAAGAACGUAUCAUCGCCCUGCAACGUCAUCAGGAGGAGUUAGAACGGCGUCGGCAGGAAAACGAACGAAGAGAGGAAUGGCGAAGAGAAGAAGAGCGGCGAAUAGAGGAAGAAGAACGGCGAAGACAGCAAGAAGAAAGACGCCUGCAGGAAGAGAGGGAACAUAGAUACAACGAGGAAUACGGUGUGACUACUACGGGUGGUCAUCGGACUACGGAAGAUGAUUUUAUCACUGGCGAUCGCGAGGAGACAAUCGGAAGUCGGGAAUUUGGUUUGCACAAUGUCAGCUCCACGCAAGAACUGGAGCGGAUCUUCGGCACGUUGUCGAAAGAUGCAACUGGUUACCAGCUAUACAGCAGACAGGGGCAGCAGUAUGUUCAGUUCAAGGCGAGGUUCAGGACAUCCGCUGACAGAAAAGAGUACAUAGAAUUCCAGGACGGCUCUACGUUCCCACUUCAAGAUCGUUACGGUGGGCAAAGCUACAUCUCGGAAUCCACGGAGCCCCGCGACAGUCGAUUCCUCAGGAUAGAAGGCCAGCUGCUUAUUACUCCGGACGGCAAGGGAUACAUCGUGUUGAAGGAUGGUCGAAAGUUCCCUCUUCAGGGUUCUUUCACACACACUGAGGAAAGAACGUACACUUUGCGUGGUCCGCACGACAGCUAUCAAGGUGGUCACGCUGACAAUCAAAAUCAGGGAACUUACAGUCAAUCUUGGCACGAGGAAUCAUCCAGUCUCGGUGCAACUUCAGACGGCGGUUACGAAAACAGAUAUAAUACUCGUACACAUGAGGAGAAACGAACGGAAGAGAGAACGACUAACACCAGAGUCUACGGAAGAAAUCGUGAACAGUUUAACGACGAAUUCCCUACUAACAGACCGGAUCCUAAUUUCCCGAGCUCGAGAUACAGACGCGAGAGCGACAUGGUUGACGUCGAGGAGUUCAAGAAAUUCGAAUCGCUCCACAGACAUCGAAGAGACCUGGAGACGGACGACUUCCCGUCGGACGCAACGUCAUUCCAAGAUGACGAUUACUAUCAGGAAAGCGAGCCCAAGUCGCAACUACCAAUACCGCCGUGUGACGCGGCCAAGUGCGUUAUGUUGCGAUGCGUGUUGGGUCCGUUGAAAAAAGACCAAGAGGUCUGGAUCAGCUCGAGGUAUCGCGUCAACGCUCGGACUUUGAAGGAAGUCGCCCUCGAGGAGAAGGUGAAGGUGUCGACGAAGCUGGUGGCACGUGUCACGAAGCAACCGUUCAUCGGCACGCCUGCUGAACAGGUCGUCAGGAGCGACGAAGUCGUGACGAACAUCGAGCCAAGCGCGGCGCCUGCUGUUCCGGAUAUGAUUCCGAUAUGGGUGGUGGUCCUGUCGGCCUGCGCGGGAAUGAUAAUCCUCUUGCUGCUCAUUUACCUGCUUUAUAAAUGCGGCUUCUUCAAGAGAAACAGGCCCUCCGACGCGCCAGAGAGACAACCGCUGAAUCGAAACGGUCACUUCCAGCAAGGCGAGGAUCACUAAGGAUCACAACUGUCCACCUUCGUUCUGACGAAACUUUCGACUUCUUGGCUAUGCCGGUACCGUAGGCGAAUUUGAACUCAACUAUGCGGUUGAAUCAUGAGAAACGCCUUGGUCUUCUGAUAAUCGGGCAAAUGGCGAUAAUCGCGUUGCGUGAAUUCGCUCGGUAUAGUCUGUGGACGCAGUUUCGACUUCUGCCGAGUAUCUCAUUAGCGUUCAACAGUGCCUUAAUCCGCAUCCAGGCUGUAGACGAGCAUCUACCGAGGUGCACUGGAAACGUCGAUUUUGGGUGAUGAACGAUUCGUCACUCGUAUACUGCCGCUGAAUACUCCUUCCAGCUCCUGCAGCUCGACCACACAAGUUUCUAGUCAGGAGACGUUCUUCUUCUUCUUUUUUUUUAAUUAUUACCUGUAAUUACUUAAGCCGCGCGUACAGUCGGCAGAUACGAACGAAUAUCUCGACAUUCUUCGACGAAUCGUAUCUUCGUGUAUAUACGUAUAUGUAUAAUGUUAUUUUUUUGUAUACCGUCAAUCGCGGUAGAACGCCUUGAUACGUGCCUCGUCGCUUCCGCUGUCUUUUUUUACGAUAGAGUACAACUAAUUAUUUUUUUACCCGUGCUCGGUCGGCACGAACUCGAAAACGACUUCGUAUCUCGCCGACGAUUCUCUUAGCAAAGCUCAUUCGGUGCCGAAAACAUUAUAGAUAAUGUCCUGUAAGACCCCUUUCACACGAGCACUUUGAUGAUCGGAUAUUGAAUAGUAAGUCACGCCGUAGACAAUUCUUCAGAUGUCUCUCAGAUGUUUUUUACAUCUUCGUAUUUUGGAUGCUGCUUUAGCAGUGUUUCGAAUUCAAAUUCGUUUGAGAAGGGUCUACGUCUUCCCGAAGAGCGAUUUUGAAAUCGCAUGGAUUUAAUUAUUUAUUAAAUUUUUAUGUUAUAUACAUAAUACCGUAACGUAUGCUUGAGCGCCGUAACAAUAGCGUGAUGUGCCGUCACGCGCGCAAGGUGAAUGUGUGUACAAUCUGUAAAUUAUUAAUUUACGUUACUAAAACUAUCCACGAAAAGUGGUUUAACGCAAUAAUAUUCAAUUAGAAAAGAUUUGUAUCUUUCUGGUAUAAAUAGAUAGGGAGCUAGAAUUGACUUGUACAUACAACGUUAAGAUAUAAAUAUUAAAAAAUAUAUAUAUAUACAUCUAAUGAAAUUAACACUAUUUUGCGUAUACUGCUAAUUACUCCCCUAAUAAAUUUGCUGAAAGUUCGAUUAUAACUGAAAAGAAAAAAAACUGUACAGGAUAAAUUUAUACAAUCAUUUAUUGCAAAAUUACAAUGACCAGUGAUUGAUAUAAAUUAAACGUUUGAUUAACCUGUGUAUUGUUUGUGCUAUUUACUGAUCGCAUUGAUUGUUGAAAUCAGUGUAAGUUAUAUCGUGCACAAAUUAUAUAUAAGAAAAUUCUUCCAGAUAUAAAAAAAUAUAUGCUUCAUAUUCUCGUCAUUUUGUUUAAAUAUCAUGGACAGUAUCCUUCAUAUUCUUUCAUUGAUAAAAGGUAUAUAAAAAUAAUUUAUAAUGCAUACAAUUGUCAGUUUGUAAAAUAUGCUACCACAUAUCAUCGUUAAUAGAUUUUUGCGUUUUGAGAACCUUUCACGCAAAUGGAUCAGUUUUGACAAAUGGAUAAUAGUUACAACGGCGACAAAUGUGAUUGGUAUUUGUGCAAACGUGUGAAGGCGACUGUGUGUGUGUGAGGUCGAGGAAACUAAAAUCUGUGAAAUAUUUUUAUAAAAAGAAUGUCAACUUCUUUGUAAAAUCGUACAAAAGUUGAUGCACUAAAGAAAAUACGUAUAAAAGAAAGUAGUGAGAUAUUGUGUACUUAAAAAUAUAUAAUUCGAUUAUUGCUAUUGCGCUAUAACUAUUUACGUCUAUAUUCGGCAAUUGAAUCGAGAUGGAAUACGUUAUCUCUGGGAUACAAUAUGAAUGACAGGAAAUUGGAGCGAACAUUCUAUCGGGCAGUGCGAGAUCGUUACUGCUCCUCAAAACGCCAAUACGUUGUCAGACAAUAUGUACAAAUUUAUAUUAUGCUUAAUUUCUAUCUUUAAAAUCACAAUCAACAAUUUUCUCAUUUAUUCUUCUUAACGGGCUGUAUGCAAUUGCUAAGAUAGUGAAAAAAAUGUAUGAUUUGGCGUAUUACCAUUAAAUACGGUACUCGUAUACCAUAUAUUCUCGAAUGCAACAAUGAUCUAACGCAUGAGCGAAAAAAUAACGCGUAAAUUAAUAUCAAUACCUUCAAAUCUGCAUACUUCCGAUUGCAUCACGUGAUAUGGAAUCUCGAAAAAUUCCGUCUAAUAAUAUUACUUGUGCGUUGAAUAAAUCUGUUCUCUG
Messenger RNA from Vollenhovia emeryi, 6695 nucleotides. It is a transcript of the gene if, whose product is annotated as integrin alpha-PS2-like. Gene Ontology annotation, cellular component: external side of plasma membrane; integrin complex. Gene Ontology annotation, biological process: cell adhesion mediated by integrin; cell-matrix adhesion; integrin-mediated signaling pathway. Gene Ontology annotation, molecular function: integrin binding. Bases 386 to 4327 code for a protein of 1313 amino acids. The transcript has 6 exons. Lineage: Eukaryota; Metazoa; Arthropoda; Insecta; Hymenoptera; Formicidae. The record is from RefSeq and is a predicted model, not a curated record.